CCAUAUUAUCCUCAAACCCAGGAACAUAUCUCUUAUUGUUCAUAAACCACUCUCUCUCUCAGCCACACACACAUAUGGAGAUGGAAACGACUUUUGCUCCCAACUCUGAAAACGGUGCCGUUAGCUCUGCCAAAGAGCUCGACGCCGGAGUUCUGUUCGUUCUUAAAUCCCGAGGAACAUGGUUGCACUGUGGGUACCACCUGACGACGGCGAUCGUAGGGCCGGCGCUUCUAAGCCUUCCCUUUGUAUUGGCGUUGAUGGGUUGGGUCGGAGGAGUUGUGUGCCUCACCAUGGCAGCUCUGGUCACUUUCUAUUCCUACAACCUUCUGUCUAUGGUUUUGGAGCACCAUGCAAAGCUUGGAAACCGCCAGCUUCGCUUCCGGGACAUGGCACAUGAUAUUUUAGGACCAGGAUGGGGCCGAUAUUUUGUGGGCCCACUUCAGUUGGGCAUAUGCUAUGGUGCAGUUAUUGCCUGUAUACUUCUUGGAGGACAGAGCCUCAAGUUCAUUUACUUGGUCUCUAGCGCAAAUGGUACCAUGCAGCUUUCCCACUUCGUAAUUAUAUUUGGAGCCCUAAUGCUGGUAUUAGCACAGAUACCAUCCUUCCACUCUCUAAGGCACAUUAACCUGAUCUCCUUAGUUCUCUGUCUUGCUUACUCUGCCUGCACCACAGCCGGUGCCAUAUAUAUCGGAAACUCCAAUAAGGCUCCUCCAAAGGACUAUUCUAUCACCGGAGUUGGUAUAAAUCGUUUAUUUGGUGCUUUUAAUGCCAUUUCAAUCAUCGCCACCACUUAUGGAAAUGGAAUUGUCCCUGAAAUCCAGGCAACCAUAGCUCCUCCGGUAACAGGGAAAAUGUUUAAAGGACUGUUGGUAUGUUAUGCUGUUGUAAUCUCGACAUUUUUCAGCGUAGCCAUCUCCGGGUAUUGGGCAUUUGGCAAUGAAGCUCAGGCAUCAGUUCUUCAGAACUUUAUGGUUGACAGGAACCCACUGGUGCCCAAAUGGUUUCUUUUGGUGACCAAUAUCUUCACUCUUUUGCAAGUAACGGCUAUUGUUUUGACAUACCUGCAACCUACAAACAUAGUUUUUGAGCAAAAGUUUGCAGACCCGAAGAUGGAUCAAUUCUCGAUGAGAAAUGUCAUUCCACGGCUGAUUACCAGGUCGCUGUCAGUGAUCGUAGCCACAACUAUUGCAGCAAUGCUGCCUUUUUUUGGAGACAUCAUGGCGUUGUUUGGGGCAUUCGGAAUCAUUCCUCUGGAUUUCGUAGUGCCUAUGGUUUUCUACAAUGUGACAUUCAAGCCCUCCAGAAAGAGCUUGAUUUUUUGGGGAAACACGUUGAUUGCAGUUGUCUCCACCGUGUUGUCAUUAGUUGGCGCAGUGGCAUCAGUUCGUCAAAUAGUUCUUGAUGCAAAGACAUACCGGUUGUUUGCUAACAUGUAAUGAUAAAAUUGACUUACUAGAUCUAAGAAGGCAGUAGAUGAAAGUUGACACGAUAUAGAGAGAAAUCAAUUGUUCUCAACUUUAAAAUGGCACCAACUAUGAAUCUCUUGAAUUGGAAUCCAUUUUAUAUCCAACGCUUUUAAGUGUGCAACAUUUGAACA
Molecule: messenger RNA, 1597 nt
Organism: Cornus florida
Lineage: Eukaryota; Viridiplantae; Streptophyta; Magnoliopsida; Cornales; Cornaceae
Product: GABA transporter 1-like
Exons: 7
Coding region: 75-1436 (453 amino acids)
Cellular component (GO): plasma membrane
Source: RefSeq, a predicted model, not a curated record